CUAAUUUAUAGCAGAAGCGAGGUUAAAGUAUGUUACCAAAAUGAAGGUGAAUGAGAAAGCGCGUGGGAAUUGUGAUAGUAGAGAAGUGAAGAGAGAAAUAAGUGGAGCCCAGCAAGCAUGUGCCCUCUUCCUGUCUGUCUCCACCAGCUCCUGCCGCUCAAUCAUUAGAGCUCUGUUCCCUCUUUCUCUAUCACUCACUCACACACUCUCUCCUUCUCCCUCCAUCCAUCAACAACCCUAAUCCCUUCUCUCCAUCCAUCCAUCCAUCAAAACAUGUCUAACACCGACGGAACAACCACUACAACCACAACUAACGGCUCAAUCAUUGACCAAAACCGUCAACACUUAGCCGUUAAAAAACCCCCUUCAAAAGACCGUCACAGUAAAGUUGACGGCCGUGGACGCCGUAUUCGUAUGCCAAUCAUAUGCGCUGCUCGCGUCUUCCAGCUAACUCGCGAAUUAGGUCACAAAUCCGAUGGUCAAACAAUCGAAUGGCUCCUCCGUCAAGCUGAACCUUCAAUCAUCGCCGCUACCGGUACCGGAACUACUCCGGCGAGUUUCUCAUCUCUCUCUGUUUCACUUCGUGGCUCUAAUAAUUCACUUCCGUCUCCUUCUUCAACUUCGUUAGAACAUAAACCUCUUCUCUCUCCGUCACCGUUCAUUCUCGGUAAACGUAUUCGUACGGACGAUGAUUCUUCAUCUUCUUCUGCUCAUGCUAAAGAAGACGCUCUUUCUGUUGCUUCUCUUUCAACACCUGCAGCGCUUUGGGCGUUACCUUCGCGGCCUGAUUUUGGACAAAUUUGGAGUUUCGCUGCCGCUGCUGCUGGUGCUCCUCAGCCGGAAAUGGUGAUUCAGUCUUUGUCUCAACAGCAGCAGCAACAACAUCAAGCUUCUUUCUUCUCUCAUCAUCAUCAUCAACAGCAACAAGCUAUGGGUGAAGCUUCAGCUGCUAGAGUUGGGAAUUAUCUUCCUGGUCAUCUGAAUUUGCUUGCUUCAUUGUCUGGUGGACAUGGAAAUUCUGGUCGGGGAGACGACGAGCAUCAUUGAUUCUGUUUGUGAGUUAGUUUCUGUGGUUGAAUUGCAGUGGUGGUGGUGGUGGUGUUUUCUUGGUAUAUAUAAUUAUUCUGUGUUAUUAUGGAUAUGUUGCCUUUGAUGUGUGUGAAAAGUAGAAAAUUUUAGGGUUUAGGUUUUUUGUUCCUUUGAUUUUUAAUGGAGAAAGUCCAUUGAUCAAGGAAUUCAAUUAGGGAUUUUACUUCCUUUGGUUUGGAAGAUUGAUUAAUUAGUCUUUUUUUUUUUUUAUUGAUGCUCAAAUUUGUUUUAGACUUUGGGGUUUUGCAGAAAGAGAGAAAAGUUUGAUAUUUAUUAUUUAUGUGAUAGUGGUGGUGGUCAUAAAUUGGAUUGAGGCUGGAAUAGGUUUUCAGAACCUUGAUCAUUGUGCAACAAGUGCAGUGGAAUUUACUUUUGAUUGUUGAGUUGAGAAUUCUCUAAGCUUGGAUGUUGAUGGAAUGUUGAAUUAAUUGCUUCUGUUUCACUUUGUUUCAUAUCGGGUUUUGAGUUUUGAUUGAUAAGUUAUUGUUGCAGUUCAUGAAGAAGUAAUUAGUAGUUGAAAGCUUAGCUUGUUGUUUCUGAGCUGAGAGUGUCAAUUCAAUUGUUGUGUUUCUCAAGUUCAAUUGUCAUUCCCAAAUUGUUGGAUUGAAGUACCCUACUUUUCCAACAUAUGUACUUGUAUCUUGAUCUUAGCUGCGUUGUUUGAGAUUAAGAGAAAUUGGGGUCCAUUUAAAGUGGCAAAUGCAUGUUUUGAUUUUGACAUAGCUGCUGUUGGUGAGUGGUGACUGGUGAGUCAUGAUCUGUUUCUUUCUCCUUUCCACUUUCAAAUUCAUUGUUGGAUAUUAUUAGAUGUUGUUUUGGUGUGUGAAAGAUAAAUGCUCUGGUUAUGGCCUUUUGUUUUUAAGAUUUUAAUUUAUCUUAAAUUCUUAGCCAUUUCUUAGCUUGAUAAUAAGCUUGAGAAUAAUGUUUUUUCUUGCAUUGCAUGUAAGUGGAUUGUUUUGGGGUUGCCAGUGAUGUGAAUAAAAACCUAUCUGUUUCUUUAUUUUA
Messenger RNA from Trifolium pratense (red clover), 2094 nucleotides. Its product is annotated as transcription factor TCP7. Bases 274 to 1047 code for a protein of 257 amino acids. Gene Ontology annotation, cellular component: nucleus. Gene Ontology annotation, molecular function: sequence-specific DNA binding; DNA-binding transcription factor activity. Lineage: Eukaryota; Viridiplantae; Streptophyta; Magnoliopsida; Fabales; Fabaceae. The record is from RefSeq and is a predicted model, not a curated record. The transcript has a single exon.